Molecule: messenger RNA, 2226 nt
Organism: Syngnathus acus (greater pipefish)
Lineage: Eukaryota; Metazoa; Chordata; Actinopteri; Syngnathiformes; Syngnathidae
Gene: bop1
Product: BOP1 ribosomal biogenesis factor
Biological process (GO): maturation of LSU-rRNA from tricistronic rRNA transcript (SSU-rRNA, 5.8S rRNA, LSU-rRNA); ribosome biogenesis
Cellular component (GO): PeBoW complex; preribosome, large subunit precursor
Molecular function (GO): ribonucleoprotein complex binding; protein binding
Source: RefSeq, a predicted model, not a curated record
AUGGCGGACACGCGGAGUACCAACGUGGAUGAAGACACAUCGAAACUUCCAGAAAUGAACCAAAAGAAGACGGAGAAAAACAAGCGGCUUGCAGAAGACGACGAGCACGAGGAGAUGUUCGGCGUAUGCAACGAAGAAGACGAGGAUGGGUCAGUGAGUGAGGAAAGUGUAUAUUCAGGACUUGAGGAUUCGGGGAGCGACAGUGGGGAUGAGGAUGAUGCAGAGUUUGGCUUUUGCAAGAAUGAAGCCGAUGAAGCGGAACAGAAGGACGGAGGAGGCCAAAAGAAGGAAGAGUAUGAGGUUGACUCGUCCGACGAAGAAGACAUCAGGAACACAGUGGGGAACAUUCCCAUGGAGUGGUACAAAGACUUCCCUCACAUUGGCUACAAUUUGGACGGCAAGAAGAUCUUCAAGCCCAUCCGGAACAAGGACGAGCUGGACCAGUUCUUGGAGAAAAUGGAGAACCCUGACUACUGGAGAACGGUUCACGACAAGCAGACGGGAAGCGACAUUGUGCUGUCUGACGAGCAGGUGGAGCUGGUGAAGCGGCUGCAGAAAGGACAGUUUGGAGACGCCAACUUUGACGAGUUCCAGCCUUCGGUGGACUUCUUCACCAACGACGUGAUGCUUCAUCCCGUCACCAACAGACCGGCUGACAAGCGUAGCUUCAUCCCGUCGCUAUUGGAUAAGGAGAAGGUCUCCAAGCUGGUCCACGCCAUCAAAAUGGGCUGGAUCAAGCCUCGCCGCGUGCGUGACGACAGCCAGGGCCGCUUCUAUGACCUUUGGGGCAAGGAGGACUCCUCUCUCCUGGCCCAACACAGGAUGCACCUGCCUGCACCCAAGAACCCGCUACCCGGCCACCACGAGUCCUACAACCCUCCGCCCGAGUACCUGUUCACGGACGAGGAGCGCGCUCUCUGGGAGCAGCAGGACCCAACUGACCGAAAGCUGCCCUUCGUUCCCGCCAAGUUCUCCAGCCUCCGGCAGGUUCCGGCCUUUCCCCGUUUCAUCCACGAGAGGUUUGAGCGCUGCCUGGACCUUUACCUGUGUCCUCGCCAGAGGAAGAUGAGGGUCAACGUGGAUCCAGAAGACCUCAUUCCGAAGCUUCCUAAACCCAAAGACCUGCAGCCCUUCCCUACCACGCAGUCGCUGAUUUAUCAUGGUCACAGCGCUCUGGUUCGGUCCAUCAGCGUUUCUCCAUCGGGACAGUGGCUUGCCUCAGGAAGUGACGAUGGCACUGUAAGGUUCUGGGAGAUCAACUCGGCUCGCUGUGUCAAGAUGGUCCGGGUGGGCGGAGCUGUGAAGAGCUUGUGUUGGAACCCCAACCCGUGCUUAUGUCUCCUGGCCGUCGCCUUGGACUCGCUGGUGGUGAUCUUAUCGCCCGCGCUCGCCGAGCGACAGGUGGUCUCGUCCUCUGAACGUCUGCUCGUCGCUCACCUGGAGGCGGAGCCCGCGGUGGGGCCCGUGACUUGGAGCGACGUGGAAGGCGAGGAGCACCGCCAAGGCCUGCGCUUGAAAAUCCAACAUCCCAAAGCCGUCAAGCAACUGGCGUGGCACGCCAAAGGGGACUACCUGGCCUCGGUCAUGCCGGAUCACUCCAGCCAUCAGCAGGUCUUCAUCCACCAGCUCAGCACCAGACGCAGUCAAAACCCCUUCCGACGCAACAAAGGCCUGGUGCAGUGCGUAUCCUUCCACCCCAUCCGGCCCUACUUCUUCGUGGCCACGCAGCGCAACGUGCGCAUCUACAACCUGGUCAAGCAGGAGAUGAGCAAGAAGCUGCAGGCCAACUCCAAAUGGAUUUCCAGCAUGGCCGUCCACCCCGGAGGCGACCACGUGAUCUGCGGAAGUUACGACUGCCGACUGGGCUGGUUUGACCUGGACCUCUCCACCAAGCCUUACAAGAUGCUCCGGCACCACAAGAAAGCAGUGAGGGCCGUCGCCUAUCACAGAGUUUACCCGCUCUUCGCCUCAGCGUCCGAUGACGGCUCCGUCAUCGUCUGCCACGGGAUGGUCUACAAUGACUUGCUGCAGAACCCGCUCAUUGUUCCAGUCAAGGUUUUAAAAGGUCACGUGGUCAUUCACGAACUGGGUGUCCUUGAUGUGACCUUUCACCCCACGCAGCCUUGGGUCUUUUCAUCGGGAGCGGACAACACCAUCCGCCUCUUCACCUAGUGGCCCCGCCCACCUGCAUUGCUUUUUUAAUUAAAAAAAAUUGGGGGUUCUGCU